CUAAUUGGAACAAAGACAUUGUAACUUACGGGUUGACUAAGCUCGUUUGUACCGGUGCAGCAUUCGUCUCUUCUCAGUUGAAAUGCUUGCCAAAACUGUACUCGCGUUCUUCGGAAUAUCUUGCUUCGUUCUAACAAGCGAAGCAGCCGUCGAUCCGCUGUGUGCCAAGUACGGCAGCAACCACACGACUUGCAUCCCGGCCAAGAACUGCCCCGCUGAUGCCAACGGAGGACCAUGCGGAGUUACGGAGGCUGACAAGGCUUUUAUCGUUAAAUAUCAUAACGAAUAUCGGCAAAAGAUCUCGAGGGGCGGAGAGACCCGAGGGUCUCCAGGUCCACAGCCCGCCGGCACGAACCUCCGCGAGAUGACAUGGAACGAUGACCUCGCUCGCGGUGCCCAGCGAUGGGCCGAGCAACUUGCCAAGGGCCAUGACUGUCAGGCCGUACUUGUCGGCUUAUCGGCAGUGACUCACUGCAGUCGCGUCCCUGGCUACGACGCCGUCGGUCAGAACUUCGCCCUCCCUGGAAGCAGUGGACCGAUCAAAUCAGCGAAUUGGCAGAGUGUAAUUGAUGGAUGGAUCGGCGAAGUCAAGGACGUCGUCGCCCCCGCCAUGAAGAGCAACGGAGCAGACAUCGGACACUACACUCAGGUUGUGUGGCAUGAGACUCGAGAAGUUGGCUGCGGAGUCUUCACCAAUAACCAGAAGUGUGCAUGGAUGGCCGGAUGGAAUAAUUUCUACUGCGCCAAGUACAUCUGCAACUACGGACCCGCAGGCAACAUGGUAGACAAGAACAGAAACCCUCUGCCUCCCUACAGCACCACUGUAGCCUGCAAGAAACCGUCCACCAACUACCCUGGACUCUGCGCCGAGUGAUGAAAAUAAUCCAUGAGUUUCAGUCAUUGUUCUUGGAGUGGAAGUAUCAAUCAGAUUUGUUGGCUCUGAAACAUUUUUUACUAUUUUAUUUUAGUAAACAUUUAUAAUUUUUAUGUUAAAUUUUUGAGACGUUUGCAAAGUAAUAGGCGAGAUUAGAAUUUCGACGAUUGCACUCCAUUUGAGCGAGUGUUCGAUUCGAACACGUGAAAAAUGUGGUUAUGUUGAUGUUUUUGUUCCUAUUCCAAAUUUGAAUUGUUCAAAACUUCCUUGAAGCAAAUCGCUUUAUACAAAAAAGUAAACAUCCUGAUCUUGAAGCAAAACGUCCCUGCUUUAGAUUCGCUCCAAUUUAUUUUCAAGCUUAGCAUAUAGUUUAUUAAUAUAUCUUGCAUGGC
Hyalella azteca is the source of this 1266-nucleotide messenger RNA. Its product is annotated as venom allergen 5-like. Gene Ontology annotation, cellular component: extracellular region. NCBI's taxonomy places the organism in Eukaryota, Metazoa, Arthropoda, Malacostraca, Amphipoda, Hyalellidae. The record is from RefSeq and is a predicted model, not a curated record. The transcript has 7 exons. The coding region runs from base 83 to 874 and encodes 263 amino acids.